GGAGGUGUGUUUAGGGAGUGUGCGUGGGGUGGGGGGAGUGAGCGGUUUGUAGCAGGAAGUGUGUGAGAGUUUGAACAGGUCCCCGGGGUGGAGUCAGCAGAAGGCGGAAAACAACGCGCCAACAGUCCGUGCCGGAGGGGGAGCGGCCGAGGCCGCGGAGAGCUGCCGGGCUUCCGAUGGGUAGGGGGCGAGGCUGAGCUCGAACUGAGUCGGUGGCGGCCGAGGGGCCACGGCGUUUCGGAGCGGAACCGGCGUCGGCGUCCAGCGGGCCGAUGGACGCGCUGUUGCUCACCGCCAACGUGGGCUCCCUCUUCGACGAUCUGGAAGGUUUGCAAUCAAUCUGGUUACAGGAGUUUUAUCAGACUGUGGCCAAGUUCAGGCCUCACUUCAUCGCCAUCCACCUUCAGGAGAUCGGAGGGAAGGACUAUGAAACUGGCAUGGUGCACGUGGACACGUUUGUGCAUGGUGUUCUCUCCAGUAGGGAGAUGCGACAGUACGACAGAGCACGAGCGUACCUCGAUGAGGACUUCACUGCGCACAGCCAUUUCACGGCCCUGGGCAGUGUGUACUUCCUACACAAAUCUGUUCAAUCUGUUUUCCAGUUUGACUUCAAAGUCCAAGAGUUCAAGGAGGUGCUCGGCAAGGAGGUUCACACCGCACAUCUGGAAGGCAACAGCAUGAUGGAGAAGGAAAGAUUCCCGCAGGACUUCUGGCCUGAGUUCAAGUGGUCUCGGAAAGGCUACAUCCGGACACGCUGGAGGUUCCAGGAUCGCACCUUUGACCUGGUGAACAUUCACCUCUUCCACGACGCCUCUAAUCUCGUCGCCUGGAAGAGCCCUUCUAUCUUCUCGGCCAACAGGCAGAAGGCCCUGGGCCACGUGCUCAGCAGAAUCACAGACACCCGCUAUGAGAAGGCGCCGUUCCUGAUUUUCGGAGACUUCAACGUGCGGCUGGACACGCAGAGAGUGGUGGAGACACUCUGUUGUCCAUCCAGUGUACAGACCAUACUGACCAACGAUGCUGAAGAUGUGAAGAAGGUUCUCUUUCAGGAGAAGGCCAAUGACCACAAGGUCCUAUUAAGGAUUGAAUCAAAGACUUUUGACUACUUUGAUCAAGAUGUUUUUCGGCAGAACAACGGGAAAGCUCUUUUAAAGUUUGACAAGGAACUGGCCACUUUCAUCAAUGAAAUCUGUGAACUUGACAUUCAGUUUCCGCCAAGUUAUCCGUACAGUGAAGUCAACACUGAGGGAACACUGUACGCCAAUACUCGUUGCCCGGCCUGGUGUGAUCGUAUCCUCAUGUCUCCGUCUGCCAUUGAGGUUGUCGGCAAGGGGGAGUACGUGUACGAUAUGAUGGGACCUGAAGUCUGCAUGGGUGACCACAAGCCGGUGUACUUGUACUUCCAGAUCAGCAUGUGAGAACACAAGGUGACCCGGGACCUCAGCCUGCAGUGUUCUGAUCUCCCUUGGCCAAUCAGAACCCCAGAGCACACCGGCCCGAAGAUCAGGCCGUCUUCUGGUAUUCAGCCCAGAAGUCAGUCCUAUCAAAUUCCUUCAAAUCUUACCCCACUGGAUCCCUAUGCCUACUCUUUCAGAAUAUUCAGGAGAGAUCCAAGGUCUAUGAGCGUUUCCAUCACACAGUUCCCAAAGAACUGGAGUUCCUUUAAGUUUUUAUGUUUUGUACAGAAAAUGGUUGAAGCGAGAGGUCAUCGUAGACCCAUACUGUAUAUAAUCGUUAUUUAUCUAGCUUUAGAUUCCUUUCUGAGAUGGUGAGGGUCCCUUCCCCAGCGGUAGGGGGUGUAAAUCAUGGAUUACGAUCAACAGGAGGGGGCGGGACUGGGAAUGGGAGUGAGAGUUGGACUUCAAUUCUGUACAGAUUGUGGUUGAGGGAUAUGGAAGGGGGAGGGCUCAUAUUGUCAUGGCAACACCACCCUCUCAUAAGACAGCAGCCCUGAGAAGAGGGAAGGGGGGAAGGGGUCUGUUGGGAGGUGAACGCUGGCCAGCGUUCCGUGAUACUCCUCUGAGGUCAAGCUUUGGACGUGGCCAUAGGGAGCGUGCUUUGGAGUUUGACGCCUCCAGCAGCCAAUCUCCACGGCAAUCCUUGUGGUUCACUACAUCAUAGAAUCAUUGAGCACUACAGCACAGAAACUCCUAAGCCAUUCUGAACUGUUAUUCUGCUUAGUCCCACUGACCCGCACCUGAGCCAUAGCCCUCCUUCCUCUCGUAACCUUGUACUGACCCAAACUUCUCUUAACUACUGCCAAAGGACAUAUGAGCAGAAUUAGCCCAGUCUGCUCCAGCAUUCCAUCAGGACUAAUUAUCCCUGGGACUCUUACACUGCGAGGCUGCACCACUGUAACCUCAACCCCAGGCUCCCACCACAUCCCAUCCCUCCCCUCCAGUCACCCCCUCUCCCCCAUUCUCGUUGAAGAUAAAGAUUAGCUUUAUUUACCACAUGUACGUCAACACAUACAGAGAAAUGCGUUGUUUGCAUCAACACAGUCCGUGGACGUGCUGGGGGCAGCCCACAUGGGCCUUCGUUGUAACUUUGUGAUGUGGCAGGAAACUGGGGGUCCCGGAGGAAGCCCACUUGUAUAAACCUACCCAUAGCGAAACCACUCACAAACUCUAAGAGUGCCAGAUACUCAACCCAGAUCGCUGUCAAGCAUUAAGUCAGCCCCUACACUACCAUGCCAUAUUGGCCCAAAGGACAUUCUGCUCAGUCUCUCAGUCGAGUUCAGACAGGACCCUGGGGACCGUUAGUUAAAGGAAUCCACCCCGACCCACCUUAUAACCCCCCCUUAACUCACUAGAGCUGCUGCCCACUUGGAUCCUGGUUAGUCCAGGCUUCCUGUUGUGACCAGGGCUCUGGGGGAUAGGAACAGUUGACAAGGUGCCUCUUCCAAGAUUCUUCCCAGCGCUCCUGGGGACGUGUAUCUCAGGUGGUGGGUUACAACGCGCAGUGGAACGGUGUGAGAAACAAUGAGUUAUUGACCAAAUAUCCCAGAAACGGUCGGCAGUUUUGGAGGGUUGAUGGAUCAGAAAUCCGAUCACUGAGUUUUAUAUGUUUUUAUAAUUUCUAUAGCAAUGUUAAGUGCCUAUAUUGUGUGGACUUUGUGUCCACUCUGUCUCAACCUUGUAAAACCAGAAAUAAAUUCUGGUGUGGGCUCUCUGUGGAAUAAUCUUGUGUCAAAGGGUUAUUCUGCUGCUGGGAAGCCAUCACAUGCUCCUGGGAUGCCCCUGGAGAAUCCGGUCACUCCUGGAUGAACUGCACUUCAGGAUCGCCGUCACAGAAAUCAGCUACUCUCCACCGUAGAUAUUCUCUGACCCUCCUCUCUCCCUCUUUCUUCAAAGCCGGCACAUCUCUGUGAGAUUUGGGCAACUUUCUUCCAGGCAGAAGUCUGCAGCCGUAGUCACAGGGGACUAGUCUGUUGUCUUCCCCCAGCGCGGCGUAGGCCACCAACAGCAGCCCACCAGAGUCCUCUGUCCUGCGCCAGUCCCCAGGUAUAGCCCAUCCUCUUGGUGUAUCCUUCCUCUCCCAGAGAUGAGAUCUGUGGGGCUUCUGCUGGCAUUUCAGUGGCUUUUCUGGGUUUUUACGGACUGGGGUUACUAGCCCCUCACCCAACACACCAGCCAGGCUUGGGACCGUCCAUCAAGUCUGUGCCAAACAGUAAAUUCUACCCAACCCACUGACUCACACUGGGACCGUAGCCCCUCAUAGACCUCCCACCCACAUAUGUAUCCCCAUUUCUCUUAAAUGCUGAAAUCGAACCCACGUCCACUUCUACUAGCAGCUUAUUUCACACUCUGAGUGAAGAAGAUCCCCCCCCCAGACAUCCUUUAAACAUUUCACCUUUCUGUCUUAACCGAUGACCUCUAGUUCUAGUCUUGCCCAACCUCAAGGGUAAAUGCAAGCAGGCUUUUUCCUCUACCCCUCAUAAUUUUGUGUACCUCUAUUAAUCUGCCCUCAUUCUCCUACGCUCCAGGGAAUAAUGUCCUAACAAGGUUCAUUAUCACCGGCAUAUGUCGUGAAAUUAGUUGACUUUGUGGCAGCGGUACAUGACAAUACAGGGGGGAAAAAAUUGGAUGGUCGAGGGGAAUAAUGGUUGAGUGUGAGUGUGUGUGCCUUCAGGCUCCUGUACCUCCUCCCUGAUGGCAGCAGUGAGUGAAAAAACAUGUUCUGGGUGGUGGGAGUCCUUGAUGAUGAAUGCUGCCUUUCUGCCUUGAAGAUGUCCUGGACACCACGGAGACUGGUGCUCAAGAUGGAGCUGACUAAUUUUGCAACUUUCUGCAGCUGACUUCGAUCCUGUGAAGUAACUCCACCCCAUACCAGAUGGUGAAGUCAAAAACAGCAAAAGAGAGGGCAUAUAAUAAAGCAAAAAUUAGUGGGAAGUUGGAGGAUUGGUAAGCUUUUGUAAACAACUAAAGGCAACUAAAAAGCCAAAAGGAGGAAAAUGAUGAAAUAUGAAGGGAAGCUAGCCAAUAAUGUAAAAGAUCAUGCUCAACAUUUUGAAAGAUAUAUAAAGAGUAAAAGAGAGGCGAGGGUGGCUAUUAGACCACUGGAAAAUGACACUGGAGAGGUGGUAAUGGGGAACAAAGAAAUGGAGGAACUUAUUAAGUAUUUUGUGUCAGUCUUCACUAUUAGAGCAUAAGGCAUAGGAGCAGAAUGAGGCCAUCUGGCCUAUCGAGUCUGCUCCGCCAUUCAAUCAUGGCUGAUCCUUUUUUUCUUCUCCUCAACCCCAGUUCUCAGCCUUCUCUCCUUAACCUUUGGUGCCAUGUCUAAUCAAGAACCUAUCAAUCUCUGCCUUAGAUGCACCCAACAACCUGCCCUCCACAGCUGCAUGUGGCAACAAAUUCCACAAAUUCACCACCCUUUGGCUAAAGAAAUUCCUCCAUGUCUCUGUUUUGAAAGGGUAUCUCUCUAUCCUGAGGCUGUGCCCUCUUGUCCUAGACUCUCCCACCAUGGGAAAUAGCCUUUCCACAUCUACUCUGUCUAGGCCUUUCAACAUACAAAAGGUUUCAAUGAGAUUCCCCCCUCAUCCUUCUGAAACGUUGGGUAUUGAAGACACUAUCAGUGUGCCAGAGAUUCAAGAGUGUCAGAGGACAGAAGUGAGUGAAGUUGCCAUUACGAGGGAGAAGGUGCUUGGGAAACUGAAAAUCUGAAGGUAGAUAAGUCACCUGGACCAGACAGACUACACCCCAAGAUUCUGAAAGAGGUAUCUGAGGGGGUUGUGAAGGCAUUAGUAAUGAUCUUUCAAGAAUUACUAGAUUCUGGAAUGGUUCUGGAGGAGAAAGAAAUUACAAAUGUCACUCCACAUUUUUAAGAAGGGAGGGAGACAAAAGAAAGGAAAUGAUAGGCCAGUUAGCCUGACUUCAGUGGUUGGGAAGAUGUUGGAGUCCAGUUUAAGGAUGAGGUUUUGGGAUAUUUGGAGCCAUGUAAUAAAAUAGGCCGAAGUCAGCAUGGUUUCCUUAAGGGGAAAUCUUGCCUGACAAAUCUGUUGGAAUUCUUUGAGGAAAUAACAGGCAGGAUAGACAAAGGAGUCAGUGGAUGUUGUUUAUUUGGAUUUUCAGAAUGCCUUUGACAAGGGGUUAUACAUGAGGCUGUUUAACAUGAUAAAAGCCCAUGGUAUUACAGGAAAGAUACUAACAUGGAUAGAAGAUUGGCUGGGUGGCAAGAGGCAAAGAGUCGGAAAAAAGGGGACCUAUAAUGGUUAGCUGAUGUUGACUAGUGCUGUUCCAAGGGGCCCAAAACUGCUCACAAUCCUCCCAAGCGUGGCCUGACCAAUGCCUUCUAAAGCCUCAGCAUUACAUCCUUGCUUUUAUAUUCUAGUCCUCUUGAAAUGAGUAGACUCCCGAGUCUCUUUGCACCUCUGAAUUUUCUCCCCAUUUAGAAAAUAAACCACCUCUUGGACCCUGUGCACCUCCAGUCCUUUUAGCCCAAGCUGGAGCUCAGCACAAGCUUUUUUUUAUAUGCUAAGUUAACACACACAAAGUGCUGGCGGAACAGUUUCUAUGGAGGGGAACAAACAGUCAACACUUCAGGUCA
Messenger RNA from Mobula hypostoma (lesser devil ray), 6045 nucleotides. RefSeq names its product inositol polyphosphate-5-phosphatase A-like. Bases 273 to 1418 code for a protein of 381 amino acids. Gene Ontology annotation, biological process: phosphatidylinositol dephosphorylation. The transcript has 16 exons. The record is from RefSeq and is a predicted model, not a curated record. Gene Ontology annotation, molecular function: inositol-polyphosphate 5-phosphatase activity. NCBI's taxonomy places the organism in Eukaryota, Metazoa, Chordata, Chondrichthyes, Myliobatiformes, Myliobatidae.